AAAAUGGUGCCUCAUCUGUCAAAAUUAAACCUCAUCAUACUCGUCAGUCUGUGCAUAGUCAAUAUUAUGAAGAUUGAAUCAGCAACGUAUAUGCUUCGUAUGACAGUUGAUGAAUCAGAUAAAGACUGUACAAGGACAAUUUCCUUGGAACAAGCAAACCGACAUGAGCUGCUGACGAAAAGAGGAUAUCGGCCGAGUUCUUGUAAAAUGGUGUACCAGAGGACAAAAUUCAACCUCAUCAUACUCGUCAGUCUGUGCAUAUUCGGUAUUAUGAAAAUUGAAUCAGUUGAUCAUGUGCUUCCGAUGACAGUUGAUGAUUCAGGUGUAGGAACUGUUAAUUUCUUCGGUCUCAACUUUACUUUGAGGGAAAACUUGACACUUACAUAUCAAGGUUACCAAUGUACAUGGACAGUUGACUUGUCACAUCCAAAUCAAAAUGAGCUAACAGAUAAACGAGGAAGUCGUAAAGGGGAUUUGUGGUGUAAAGAUUGGGAUUAAAGACAACACGAUGAGCCAUAUGAAUAAAGUCGAAUGAACACAGGAUAUGGAGACAGUCAAGUAUAGUGUGUGAAUGCGUGUGGCAAAAUUACGCUCCACACUCAUUGUGUAACUGAAAAAUGCUUCCACCUGUGCUUAUUCAAAUAUUUUGCUUCGAUAUCACUAACUCCAAUACGCUUCACUUUCUGAAUAAUCUGUAUUCUUCUUCCUUCUUCAGUGGAUUAGUUCUUCUCCAAUAAAUGAAUAUUCAUAAACUCCUUUUGUGUAAAUAACAAACGUCAAAUGUUCAUUUAUGAUGAAAUAUUGACUGAAUAAUUGAU
Molecule: messenger RNA, 818 nt
Organism: Trichobilharzia regenti
Lineage: Eukaryota; Metazoa; Platyhelminthes; Trematoda; Strigeidida; Schistosomatidae
Source: the annotation of a GenBank genome assembly